Morus notabilis is the source of this 802-nucleotide messenger RNA. RefSeq lists its product as uncharacterized. The transcript is spliced from 2 exons. Bases 71 to 559 code for a protein of 162 amino acids. NCBI's taxonomy places the organism in Eukaryota, Viridiplantae, Streptophyta, Magnoliopsida, Rosales, Moraceae. The record is from RefSeq and is a predicted model, not a curated record.
UCUUCUUCCUCAAUCUCUCCCCCUUUUCCUCAUUCCAAAUUUCCAAACAUCCCAAAAAACCAUCACCACCAUGAUGACCUCUCUCCUAUAUUGGACUCUCUCUCUCCUCUACUUUCUCUCUCUAGAACCCCACCUCUUUCUCUCCUCCUCCACCUCCAUCCACGACCUCCUCCGCUCCAAGGGCUUGCCGGCCGGCCUCCUCCCGAAGGACGUCAAGUCCUACACGCUCUCCGACGACGGCCAGCUGGAGGUCUUCCUCGACGGGCCUUGCCUCACCAAGUUCGAGAACAGGGUCUUCUACGACGCCGUCUUGAGGGCCAACCUCAGCUACGGCAGCCUAAACGGCGUCGUUGGGCUCACCCAGGAGGAGCUCUUCUUGUGGCUCCCGGUCAAAGACAUCAUCGUUGACGACCCCGCCUCCGGCGUUAUUCUCUUUGACAUUGUCGUCGCUCACAAACAGCUUUCUCUCUCUCUCUUUGAAGAUCCCCCAGAUUGCAAACCAAAAGGUGUGUCGAAGAAUCAUGUGAGGAAAGACAGAGGAUUUGAGGCUUUGAGAUAAAUAAAAUAAAAUAAAAAUAAAAUGCCGACCUUGUUUCAAAUUUUUGUCUUUUCUCUCUAUAAUGUAAUAUUUUACAACCUAAUUAUAGUUAUAAAACUAGGUGAGUUUUUCCCUUUUUUCUUCUUCUUCUUUUUUUUCUUUUUAGGGGGUUAGUGGGAGAUGGUAAAGAUGUGAUAUCUUGGAAUCAACAAGUACUAAUCAAUUUAGAGGUUCUAAUCUUCUACCUUUUCUUCAUGUUUUUAA